UCAGCCAUAUUCACCGGCAGGAGUGUGGAAGCCGUCGGGAAGAUAUUCGUCCACCGAAGUGUUCACUCCCCUGCGUGUUUGGGCGUUUUCUUGGAUUUUUCAGGAUUACAGAACAUUUUGGACAUGCCUUGGUCCGAUAAUCCGGUCCGGGGAGCGGAGGAGCGGUCCGUGUGACUGGGUUCUGCCGGAGGAGAGCGCAUACUGUGUCGGGAUUAAAGCAGAUGUUGGACCUGCGAGGCCUCCGGGCGGAGGAGACGUUCUAAAGCCGCGGCGACACGGAGACGGAUUACAGGACGCGGCGGCGGCGGCGGCGGCGGAACAUGUCUGGAUUAGUUGUACUGCUGGGCUGAGAGUCCCGGACAGGGCAGGCGACUGAGUCCGUGUCGGGCUGCGUUCAGGGGGGAGGAGGAGGGGGGGCAGGACUUAAACAUUCCCCGGUGGAGGAGGUUCGAUCGCCCGGGUGAAGGGGUUUAAUCUCCCCGGUGCAGGGGGCUUCGUGGAGGGAGGGAGCGGUUGUUGGGUCGUUUACAGACAAAAUGUCAGCCAAGGUUCGCCUGAAGAAGUUGGAGGAGUUUCUCCUGGAAGGAAGUCAGAGGAACUCGGACUGUCUGAGCGUGGAGACGCUGCUGGACGUCCUCAUCUGCCUCUACAAUGAAUGCAGCAACUCGGCCCUCAAACGGGAGAAGCACAUCACCGACUUUCUGGAAUGGGUGAAGCCCUUCACCACAGCCGUGAAAGAGAUGAGGCUCCACAGGGACGACUUUGAGAUGCUGAAGGUGAUUGGUCGAGGAGCCUUUGGAGAGGUUGCCGUGGUGAAGAUGAAACGGACAGAACGCGUGUAUGCCAUGAAGAUUCUUAACAAGUGGGAGAUGCUGAAGAGAGCAGAGACGGCGUGUUUUCGAGAGGAAAGGAACGUUUUGGUGAAUGGAGACAGUCAGUGGAUUACUACUCUACACUACGCCUUCCAAGAUGAAAACUUUCUGUACUUGGUGAUGGACUACUAUGUGGGUGGUGACCUUUUGACAUUACUGAGUAAAUUUGAAGACCGGCUGCCAGAGGACAUGGCUCGCUUCUAUGUGGCUGAGAUGGUUUUGGCGAUUCAUUCCAUCCACCAACACAACUAUGUCCACAGAGACAUUAAGCCAGACAACGUUCUGCUGGAUGUAAACGGUCACAUUCGCCUCGCUGACUUUGGAUCCUGUUUAAAAAUGAUGCAGGAUGGCACGGUGCAGUCCUCUGUUGCCGUGGGAACCCCAGACUACAUUUCCCCUGAGAUCCUGCAGGCCAUGGAGGAUGGCAUGGGGCGUUAUGGCCCUGAGUGUGACUGGUGGUCUCUGGGAGUGUGCAUGUACGAGAUGCUGUAUGGAGAGACACCCUUCUACGCAGAGUCUCUGGUGGAGACCUACGGCAAGAUCAUGAACCACCAGGAGCGGUUCCAGUUUCCCUCCCACCUCUCUGACGUAUCAGAGGAGGCCAAGGAUCUGAUUCAGAAGCUGCUUUGCUCAAGGGAACGCCGGCUGGGUCUGAAUGGGAUUGAUGAUUUUAAGAAGCACCCGUUCUUCAGUGGAAUUGACUGGGACAACAUCCGCUUGGCCGAAGCGCCCUACAUCCCGGAUGUGUCCUCGCCAUCCGACACGUCCAACUUCGACGUAGACGAUGACGUACUUAAGAACCCGGACAUUGGGCCCCCAGUCUCUCAUACUGGUUUUACUGGACAGCAUCUGCCCUUUGUGGGCUUCACAUACACAACUGACAGCUGCUUCUCAGACCGCAGCGCCGUCAGCAGAGCCUCCCCCGGCUCCUCUGGAGAGCAGGAGAACAGAGGAGGAGAGGACAUGGAGAACUUUGAGAGGAGGAUCCGUCGCCUGGAACAGGAAAAGGAAGAACUCAACCGCAAGCUGCAGGAGUCCACCCAGGCCCUGCAGGCUCCAGGGCGUGGGGGUGGCACCCUCAGCAAAGAUCGGGAGAUGAAAAAACUCAACGAGGAAAUCGAGCGACUGAAGCGGAAACUAGCGGAUUCUGAUAGGUUGGAGCACCAGUUGGAGGAGGCAGUGACACUGCGUCAGGACUACGAAAGCUCUGCCUCAAAACUGAAGGCCCUGGAAAAGCAGGUCAAAGCCCUGAAACAAGAGAAAGAUGACAUCCACAAACAAUUAGUGGACUCUCUGGAGAGGCUAAGGAGUCAGACUAAGGAGCUGAAGGAGGCUCACUCCCAGAGGAGGUUGGCUCUUCAGGAGUUCUCGGAGCUGUCGGAGCACACAGCGGAGCUGCGCUCCUCCAAGCAGCGCCUCUCUCGCCAGCUCCGAGACAAGGAAGAUGAAAUGGAGACACUGCAACAGAAGAUGGAGGCCAUGAGGCAGGAGAUCCGCAAGACUGAGAAGGCCCGCAAGGAGCUGGAGGUUCAGUUAGAAGAUUCCAGAGCAGAAGCUUCUAAAGAGAAGAAACUUCGUGAGCACAGUGAGGUUUAUUCUAAACAACUGGAGACAGAGCUGGAGACACUUAAGCUGAAGCAGGGCAGUGGACGGGGAGGUGGGGGUAGCCCCGAGGCACAGCAGGAGCUAUCCAGGAUGAAGUCAGAGCUGGAUAAGAAGGUUCUGUUCUAUGAGGAGGAACUGGUGAGACGUGAGGCUUCCCAUACUUCAGAGCUGAAGAGCCUCCGCAAAGAGCUGCAGGACUCAGAGGGCCAGCAGCUGUCAUUGCACAAAGAGCUCCUCAUGCUCAAAGACAAGCUGGAGAAGGCCAAGAGGGAGAGACAAAUGGAAAUGGACGAGGCAGUUGGAGCUCUGAAGGAAAAGUAUGAAAGAGAGCGAAGCCUUCUGACAGAGGACAACCACAAGCUGACCACAGAGACUGACAGGCUUUGUACAUUUGUAGAUAAACUGACUGCUCAAAAUCGGCAGUUGGAGGAUGAGCUCCAGGACUUGGCUGCUAAGAAGGAGAGUGUGGCCCACUGGGAGGCUCAGAUCGCUGAGAUUAUCCAGUGGGUGAGUGAUGAGAAGGAUGCCCGGGGUUACCUCCAGGCUUUGGCCUCUAAGAUGACAGAAGAACUGGAAUCUUUACGGAGCUCCAGUCUUGGAACAAGACCUCUGGACCCACUGUGGAAGGUCCGUCGGAGCCAAAAACUGGACAUGUCAGCCCGACUGGAGCUCCAGUCUGCGCUGGAGGCAGAGAUCCGGGCCAAACAGCUGGUCCAGGAAGAACUCCGCAAGGUCAAAGCUGCCAACAUCUCCUUUGAGAGUAAAUUAAAGGACUCAGAAGAGAGAAGCAGGGAGAUGGAGGAACAGUUUGAGAGCCUGAAAAAGGAGUUGGAGGAGAUCCGCUCAAACUCUGAAAAAGGUCUGAAGCUGCCAGAUUUUCAGGACUCUAUAUUUGAAUACUUCAACACCUCACCCCUGGCACAUGACCUCACCUUCCGAACCAGUUCCAUCAGUGAGACAGACUCCACCCCCCAGAAAGCAGAUGCUCCGCCCUCACCUCCACCCACAGCCUCUGAACAUGACGACUCAGCCAAGCAUGACGUCCCUGCCACACCCCCCUCUACCUACCAGACCUCGCUGCUUAGCACACCAAAGCCCAAAGCUCAUCAGUUGAGUAUCAAGACAUUUUCCAGCCCCACUCAGUGCUCCCACUGCUCCUCCCUCAUGGUGGGCCUCAUCCGCCAAGGCUACGCCUGUGAAGUGUGUUCGUUUAUCUGUCACGUGUCCUGUAAAGACCACGCCCCCCUGGUGUGUCCUAUCCCAGCAGAACAGGCCAAGAGGCCCCUGGGAAUUGAUGUCCAGCGUGGGAUCGGCACUGCCUAUAAAGGCUAUGUUAGGGUUCCUAAACCUACAGGGGUGAAGAAGGGCUGGCAGAAAGCCUAUGCUGUGGUGUGUGACUGUAAGCUGUUCCUCUAUGAAGUCCCAGAAGGCAAAUCCACCCAACCCGGGGUAGUAGCUAGUCUGGUGUUGGACCUCAGAGAUGAAGAGUUCUCUGUGAGUUCUGUCUUGGCAUCAGACGUGAUCCAUGCCAACAGGAAAGAUGUUCCUUGUAUCUUCAGGGUGACCUCCUCCUUGCUGAGCUCCCCAGCGCGAACUUCAUCCCUGCUGGUUCUGGCGGAGAAUGAGGCUGAAAAGAGGAAGUGGGUCGGGAUUCUGGAGGGUCUUCAGAGCAUCUUGACCAAGAACCGUCUCAAAAACCAUGUGGUCCACUUCCUCCAAGAGGCCUAUGACCCCUCACUGCCCGCCAUCAAAACCACGCUGUCUGCCACCAUAGUGGACCGGGAGCGAAUUGCCCUGGGAACAGAGGAUGGGCUCUUUGUGGUGGAGAUCACCAGAGAUGUCAUUGUUCGUGCUGCUGACUGUAAGAAGGUCUAUCAGAUUGACCUGAUUCCCAAGGAGAAGAUGGUGGUUCUGCUGUGUGGCCGCAAUCGUCAUGUCCACCUCCACCCCUGGGGGGCGCUCGAGGGUGCUGACGCUGCCUUUGACAUCAAGCUAACAGAGACAAAAGGUUGCCAGGCCCUCACCACAGGGGUCCUCCGGCGGGGUGGGGCAGCCUGUUUGCUGGCUGCAGUCAAACGACAGGUUCUGUGCUAUGAGAUCACACGGGCAAAGCCUCACAACAGGAAGUUGUGGGAGGUUCAGGCUCCAGGGAUGGUGCAGUGGUUGGGGAUGGUGCGGGAGAGGCUCUGUGUUGGCUACCCAUCAGGUUUUGCCUUGCUGGCCCUGCAGGGGGAGUCAUCUCCCGUCAGCCUGGUGAGUCCCGCUGACCCCUCCCUAGCGUUCCUGGCCCAGCAGCCCCUGGAUGCGCUGCACGCUCUGGAGGUCGGCUCUUCCGAGCUGCUGCUCUGCUUCAGUCAGCUGGGUGUCUAUGUGGACCCACAGGGACGACGCUCACGUACCCAGGAGCUGAUGUGGCCAGCAACCCCGCUAGCAUGCAGUUCCAACGCUCACUACCUGACAGUAUACAGUGAGUAUGGAGUUGAUGUGUUUGAUGUCCACACUACAGAGUGGGUUCAGACUGUCUCCCUUCGCAAGAUCAAGCCUCUGAAUAUUGAGGGAACAUUGAACCUUCUUGGUUCAGAACAGCCACGCCUCAUCUACUUCAGUAACAGUUCCUCAGAAGGUGACCUGGCAGUCCCAGAGACAUCAGAUAACAGUAGAAAGUUGAUGGUUCGAACCCGCAGCAAGAGGAAGUUCCUAUUCAAGGUUCCAGAGGAGGAGAGACUCCAACAGAGGAGGGAGAUGCUGAGAGAUCCAGAGCUCCGGUCUAAAAUGAUUUCCAAUCCCACAAACUUCAACCAUGUGGCUCACAUGGGUCCAGGAGACGGCAUGCAGGUUCUGAUGGACCUGCCUCUGUCCAGUGAUGUCACCUCCCCCUCCCCAUCUUCCUCCCGUCACUCUCUCAUCUCCCCCCCAACCAACUUUGAGCACGUCUAUCACAUGAGCUCGGUGUCAGCUGACCUCUACCUGCAGACCGACCCUGCCUCCAGUUCCUCCUCUCCCUCCACCUGUUCUCUGGGAAGGAGUGUACUUUCUUCCUCUCAGGAUGACCCUGGUAAAGAUAAGCCCCGCCCCCUCUCCAGUAUUUCCCGCCAGCAACGCAGCAAAAGUCACAUCACACGCACAGCCUCUGAUUUUGGAGGAGCUGGGUCAGCCCGCAGCGUGUCAGAUCCAGACCAGGACCUGGACAGAGAGCCUGACUCAGACUCCACCAAACACUCCACCCCCUCCAACAGCUCCAACCCCAGCAGCCCCCCCAGCCCAAAUUCCCCACACUGCAGUCAGCUGACCCUGGAUGGACUGGACCACACCCUGGACACCUGAAUAUACACACACACACACACACACACACACACACACACACACACACGGUUGGAGUGAUGUCUCCUGGCAGAAUUUCCACUAAAUGGCCUCUUGUUUCCUGCGUCACAUGACCUUCAGUAUCAUUGGGGCGCUGCCAUCUGCUGGGCGGUAUAGGAGCCUACAGGAACUUCCAAGAUGAGGGUUUUUUUCUUUACUUUUUAAAUUCCCAACCAUUGUUUUAAUUUCCUGUCGUUUUAGCAGAAUCCUGAUCUCAGACCUAAAGGAAAAAGGAUUAAUCAGGAAAUAGUGACAGACUGAACUUCCUGCUGUGUUUUUUAAGGCUCAGCGCCAACACAGACCCAUGGCCCCUGCUUUUCGCACUAGGAAACCCUGUAUGUGUUGUUUGGGCUAACCACUGUCUCACCUUUCAGCUAUUUUUAACUCUUUAGAUCUUUGUGGGAAAAUAAUGUAUAGUUGUUAAAUUCACUGUCGAAGUGAGAUAAAAAGAGUGAAAGGAUUGAUUUGUGAGUAAAAUGUCUUUUAAAUUUGAAGUUUGAAGUGUUUGGGAUGUGCAAACUACAGGACCAGUCCUUCGCUGCUGCUGCUUGUACAGGCUGACAUCCAUAAGAGUUAGCCGUUCACCACACAGGUGAAUCCAGCCCGCGCUGCACGCUGGUGUGUAACUGCUCAGUCUGGCUGGAGGUGUUGACCAGAACUGGUGCAGUGUUGUGUUGCCUCCGUGGUGCAUGAUGCGGUGUCGAGGGUUUGGAGAAAAGCAUCUGGCCACGUUCAACACUAGGAGGGGAGCUCCUGGUAGUCAAGCUCACAUCGUCCCUUGUGUCCUGCAUCAGGCUGCAGCUGAACACUGACAGACACACCGCUACUCUCACACACUGACACACCUUCACUUCCUGUAGUCCACACAAUCCUCUCUGGCUUAUGUCAGUGAUUGUUCCAAUUGUAACCCCCCCCCCCCACACACACACACACACACACACACACAAACACUGACAGACUUUGUGUUGGAAACAAGCCUGUUCUUUACACGCUACUGCUUCUUCUAAAUCACCAGUCUUUGGAAUUAAUGAAUUGUUAGCAAAAAAAAAAAUCUAAACAGACAAUAAAAUGAUAUCU
This is a messenger RNA of Lampris incognitus (smalleye Pacific opah), 6914 nucleotides long. It is a transcript of the gene cdc42bpb, whose product is annotated as CDC42 binding protein kinase beta (DMPK-like). The record is from RefSeq and is a predicted model, not a curated record. The coding region runs from base 537 to 5801 and encodes 1754 amino acids. Gene Ontology annotation, biological process: peptidyl-threonine phosphorylation; actomyosin structure organization. Lineage: Eukaryota; Metazoa; Chordata; Actinopteri; Lampriformes; Lampridae. The transcript has 38 exons. Gene Ontology annotation, cellular component: cytoskeleton; cytoplasm. Gene Ontology annotation, molecular function: ATP binding; protein serine/threonine kinase activity.